AUGAAGUACUCCGUCGCCAUCGCUGCCCUCGCCGCCGUCGUCGUCGCCCAGGUCGACCCCACCAUCAUCCCCGAGUGCGCCCGCGACUGUCUCCUCAAGGCCACCGCCUCCGCUACCAGCUGCAAGGAGGGCGACUACACUUGCACUUGCAUUCCCUCCAACAAGGCCGCCAUCCAGGCCGCGGCCACCAGCUGUGUCAUCGCCGCCUGCGGUGUUGAGAAGGCCGUCAGCGAGGUCAUCCCUGCCUCUGACAAGCUCUGCGCUGCCGCCGGCUCCGGCGGUGGUGCUGCCAGCUCUGCUGCCUCCUCUGCUGCCGCUCCCUCUUCUGCUGCCGUCUCCUCCGCCGCCUCCUCCGCUGCCUCCUCCGCCGCUCCCUCCGUGAGCAUCCCGACCUCUGCCGCCGGCUCUGCCUCCCUCCCCGUCCUCACCCUCACCUCCUCCGUGCCCGCGGCCACCACCACCAAGGCCCCUAGCGGCAACGCCACCACCACUGGCGCCGGCAGCUCUACCUCCGCCCCUGUCCAGGCUGGCGCUGGUGCUCUGGCCCCUCUCGGCGGUCUCGCCAUGCUCGUCCUUGGUGCCCUUGCCAUCUAA
This is a messenger RNA of Colletotrichum karsti, 594 nucleotides long. RefSeq names its product CFEM domain-containing protein. The transcript has 2 exons. The record is from RefSeq and is a predicted model, not a curated record. Lineage: Eukaryota; Fungi; Ascomycota; Sordariomycetes; Glomerellales; Glomerellaceae. The coding region runs from base 1 to 594 and encodes 197 amino acids.